GUGGAGCAAAGCAGGUAUCCCUGUUAAGACAGAGGAGAAUAUACGUGCUGGUAUACAGAAGCUAUACAAUGAAUUCCAAAAUCUAGGUAAAGAGAAAUCUAGAAACACCGAUGAAGCUAACAUGAAACGGCAGAUUUGGAAAGGUGAUCUUGCGAGUUAUUUGACAUUUCCUGGCAAAAUGUAAUGGAAAUGACAAGCUUAUCGGAAGAAGAUAAAGCAUUUCUUAGAUCACAAAGAGAAGACCAAAUAAGUUCAUCAAUGACUGGAGUAGACAAGGUUGUCGUUUCCAAAAUAAGAACUAAAUGUUUAAAAAAAGACAAAAAUGAUUUAUAUAAGAAUAAACAUUACAGAGCUAUAGCUCAAAUGAAUAAGACAGUAAUACUGGAUGACGUAUCUUCAUCAUCAUCAUCCGCACCUAGUGACGACGAGGACGAAUGUUUGCCUCCAGCAAAGAAAAAACUACUUUUAAGUCCUAGAUUAAAACUUUUGGAUCAAACACUCACGUCUACUUGGGAUCGAGAAUAA
Messenger RNA from Psylliodes chrysocephalus, 525 nucleotides. Lineage: Eukaryota; Metazoa; Arthropoda; Insecta; Coleoptera; Chrysomelidae. The record is from the annotation of a GenBank genome assembly.